Coffea arabica (coffee) is the source of this 3288-nucleotide messenger RNA. RefSeq names its product protein ACCELERATED CELL DEATH 6-like. The record is from RefSeq and is a predicted model, not a curated record. Gene Ontology annotation, molecular function: protein binding. Lineage: Eukaryota; Viridiplantae; Streptophyta; Magnoliopsida; Gentianales; Rubiaceae. Gene Ontology annotation, cellular component: plasma membrane.
CGUGUCAAUCUUGCGCGAAUCAAUUAAUUUCAUCCACGCAGACAUCAAAGAAUCUGGAACAGUGAAGUACGAAGAAAGAAAAAAGAAAGCGUCUUCCUUAUCUCUGCGUUGGCAAUCGUACUGAAUCCCCAAAUUCAAUGCCAAAAGCCCCCACGAAUUGUACAAAUCCGAAGACUCAAGUGAGAGAGUCAAAAACGUGAAAGCCAAAAAGCAAGAGAAGAGUCUCCAACGUCUGACGGCUAGGGAAAAGAAAACUAAAGCCUAAAAUAGAUGAUGCAUCUUGCUUUGUCCUUUUUCUCUUUAUAGCCGCCGCAAUUCCAAGGAGUUCAAAAGCCAAGAAACGUCUGGUGCAAAUCAAUCUGCAAAAGCCAUUUCCCCCUUUGAGUUUUGAUCCCAUGUGCCUGGUCCACAUGGACCACGGUCCGUCUUUCGGUUUCGUCCACCUUCCAAGGCGUGGCCACGCUCUGAAAUGAAAAGUCUUCUGGAAAUUUUUCCCCGCGAUAUCAUUUUAAUGCUAACCACCUACAAUUCGCACAAAUGUCAAAUAUGAGUGAAAUCCCCUUUCUUAACACCAUGAAUGGCCAAAAUUAGGACAAGAUGACAAUGCAAAACGUGCCAAAUAACGGCUCUAUCACAACUCUCGAGACACUUAUAAAAUAAUUGAAAUAUUCAUGAUUUGUAGAACAUGUAAAAUAAUUAAAAAUAUGCAUUAAUAAUCGAUUCCAAACAACCUCUACCCUCUUUUGUUAGCAAACGAAGCAUGACAAGUAAAUGCACUUAAUUAUUUUGCGUGCACAUAUAUGAUUUAUAAAUUACUGAUCUCUAUACAAAAAAAUUGACACCAAAACUCGAAUUUGCAUCUGGAUUCAAUAAGAUCCGAGGGAUUCUGAUAUAAAUCUGCUCGCACAAGCCUAUGCCCAUUAUCCAGAUCCAAAUCUAGUAUGUCAAUCGGAUCCCAGUCUGGAUCUCCUUGUUUCAGCUAAAACCGACCCACUUAGACCACACAUGUGAAGGUCAAUAAUAUCGGCAUAAUUUUUGUCCCUCGUCAAAAAUAUUAGCAACGGUUGCAAUACAAAAGACGAGCACCAAUGCGCAAUGGUUCUUAGAAUUUUAAACUGCUGGAUGCUCAGCUUUGCCUUAUUCGUUCUUGUCAACUGCUGGAUCCUUCCUCUCCUAUCUCCUUUCAUCCGUCAAAACCGCUUCUUCUGGUAAUAAUUUCGAAGCACAUAACAAAUCAAUGGCUUCCGUAUUUAAUAGCUCAACAAAUUAAAUAAGCCGCAGAUUGUUCUCAUGCAUAUUUGAGCUACAACGCAGACAAUAGGUUCAACCAGUUCUGAUACUGACUAUAUAAUUAGUUGCAGAAAGCAAUGAAUCCUGAAUUGCGUAUACUUGCACAAAAAGGGAUGAAUCCUGAUUUGUACGCAGCUGCACAGUUGGGUGAUUGGGCUGUAAUUGGAAGAUUUUCGGGCAAGUUUCCGACUCAGAGGACUCCAAAAGGAAACACCGUCCUUCACGUAUUAGCCCAGUCCUGUGACUCUGCAGAUGUAGUCCAACGCAUCCUAGCGCGAAAUUGCUGUUUGCUAAUGAAAAAAAAUGCUCGUGGUGAGACUGCACUUCAUUUGGCCGCAAGAAAGGGGCAUUCUGGCGUUGUUCGAGCACUCAUUGAUUAUAGUAAACAGAACAAAGGAUGUUGGUUUUGCGCCUGUUUUGUCGACAGAUGCAAGAGGAUGCUGAGGAUGGCUAAUGUGGAUGGAAACACAGCUUUACACGAGGCAGUUAAGAACAACUUCUGUGAGGUUGCUAAGUUGUUGGUUCAAGAAGAUCCUGGGUUCCGAUAUCGCCCCAAUCAUGCUAUGGAGACUCCUCUAUAUCUCGCAGUUGAGAAGGGAUAUCGGGAUAUUGCGGAUCUGAUUUUGACGACUUGCAAGUCACCAGCUUAUCUUGGCCCCGGUCACAAAACCGCCCUUCAUGCUGCAGCAAUAUGGAAUUUGCCAGAACUCAUGGAGCUGAUUUUGCAAAAGCUGCCUCACAUUAUCAAAAGGGUAGAUAAAUUUCGAUGGACUGCGCUUCAUUAUGCUGCUAAAUUCAAUCAUCAAGACGUGGUAAAACUAUUAUUAUCUGCUAAGAGGUCUAUGGCUUAUGUUGCUGCCCGCAGGGAUGACUCCAAGACUGCUCUACAUGUUGCUGUAAUUGAGGGACAUUUAGGUGUGGUGCAAGAGCUUUUAUCCGAUUGCCCAGAUUGUUGGGAGAAGUGCACUAAUAAACAACAGAAUAUCCUUCAUCUUGCAGUAAAAUAUGAACAAAGAGAUGUCUUGGAAUUUGUCCUAUAUUAUCCUUGGGCUUCUGAACUCAUUAAUCAGAAGGAUAAGAAUGGAAACACUCCUCUCCACCUGUAUGUUGCUACCAAAAACUUAGAUGGAAAUAGCCUUGUAAAUCACCGCUGUGUGGAUAUCAAUUCUUUCGAUAAUUGGAACUCCACGCCUCUAGACAGAUUAGUACCAGAAGAUGAGCUUUCAGGAAGACAGAUUUUAAUCAGGGAUGAGUUGCGGCGAGCAGGUGGCUCUCCAGGUUAUCGAAAUUUAGCUACUGUAAAGAAGAAUUUACGAUCAUUGAAAACUGAUGAACCAGAAAAACUGGGAAGACUGGCAGGGACUUAUUUGAUUGUGGCCACACUGAUUGCAACAGUCACUUUUGCGGCCGGUUUUACUGUCCCAGGUGGAUACAAUAGCAGCGGUGGCCCAAACCAAGGCAUGGCAGUUCUAGGAAAGAAAGCAGCUUUUAUUACAUUCGUAAUUUCAGAUUCUUUAGCACUAGUAAUCUCCGUAUUUGCAGUGGCUCGACUACUUCAGUUCGUGUGGAUAAAAAAAGCAAAAUUGUCUCAGCUAGAAGGCAUUCAGGGAGACAUUUUUCUUGCUCUCAUACCAAUGAUGAUAGCAUUUGUCGCUGGCUUGUACUCAGUGCUACAGAUCUUGAGUCUCAAGAUUGUGAUGUGCGUGCUUGCUGCUUUCUUUGGCUUUCAGAUACCACUGAUGUAUUUUACGGUCAUUCCGAAAACAAAGACUUAUGUAUCCACAUUCAGACAUACUGAAGCCGACAGUUCCUUGAGUAUAGGUAGAUUCGGAAUUUGGUUUCAGGACUUACCUGAAGCAGAUUAGUUUGUGCUAGUAAAUUUGUCACCUACAAACUACUACUAGCACGUACUACAUGGUAUCAUACUUUUCUGCAUUAUUUGGAGGCUUUGACCUAUGGAAACCAUUUGGCCAUUUAUCUAAUACACUAUUUUCAGUA